AUGUCAUUGAAGCAGGAAAUCGAGACGUGGGUACAGGCCCUUGAUCAUUACGAUAAUCAUGAGUAUGAUGAAGCCCUCCGGGUCUUUGGUGCGAUUGCCGAGACAUCCAAGAUUCUCUUCAACUGUGGAGUGAUCUAUGCGACGUUAGGGGAACAUGAUAAAGCGGUCGAGUGCUACCAGCGGGCAGUUGGUUUGGACCAAUACCUUGCCAUUGCAUACUUCCAGGAGGGGGUCUCCAACUUCCUCCUGGGGGACUUUGAAGAGGCGUUGGCCAAUUUCAAUGACACGCUGCUGUAUCUCCGAGGUAAUACGUCUAUUGACUAUGAGCAACUGGGCCUGAAGUUCCGGCUAUACUCGUGUGAAGUGUUGUUCAACCGCGGUCUGUGUUAUAUCUAUCUCCAACAAAUGGGACCAGGCAUGCAGGAUCUUGACUACGCGUCGAAAGAAAAGGUCACACCGGACCACGAUGUCAUCGAUGAAGCUCUUCGCGAGCAGGCAUCUGGCUACACGGUCUUUUCGAUUCCCGUGGGUGUUAUCUACCGGCCCAACGAGGCCAAGGUCAAGAACCUGAAGACCAAAGAUUACCUGGGCAAGGCCCGGCUGAUUGCCGCGUCCGAGCGGAGCAGUAUGCCGUUUGGGCCGAGCGAAGACCUCAAGCGGACGCUGUCAAUGCUAGACCACCGCAAGCCCGAGCAUCUGCCGUUUGCAACGUCGCACCUGGUGCACAAGAACCUGCAAAGCCGGAGCCGUCAGCAUUCGGAGCCGCCUCUGAACCGUAAUCUAUUCCCUCCUACUCCCCCGCCGGACACAGACAAGGCGAGUACCAACAGCUCCACAGGUAGUGUCGCGAUGAACAGUCGACCGGGGUCCAUACGGGCGGCGCGGCCGCCACGGCUCGAACUGGGUGGUCAAAGUACAGAAACCCUGGUCGACAAGCCGCGGAUCGGCACAACGCGCACGGCGUCCGAGUCUCGAGCCGCACGACCGGGGCCCCGAGGGCCAGACGCACCGGGCCAUCGACGGGGGGUGAGUGAUACGGGCUUUGCACCGGCAGGACCCUCGGAGGAGGUGUACUCGGGCACGCGAUCGAUGCCGGCUGGGGCGAACUGGCGGCGUCAGCAGGAACGGUAUAUUGACGAGCAGGAAGAGUAUGCAAGUGAUGCAUAUGAGGACAAUGCACCAGAUGGUGAGUUUGAACUUGUUGGGACACGGCCGCAGGGGUCCCCGAAGCGGAGUUCUCGGCGGGGGACGUCACGGCGGCCGGAGGUGCGCAAGUUCCGGGUGAAGGCACAUUCGCAUGAGGACACACGGUACAUCAUGAUGGAGCCGACAAUUGGGUUUGGAGAGUUUGAGACCCGGAUCCGAGAGAAAUUUGGGUUCCGGACGCUGCUGAAGAUCCGGAUGCAGGAUGAUGGGGAUAUGAUUACGAUGGUGGACCAGGAGGAUUUGGAUUUACUGAUGGGAGGGUCACGAGAGGUGGCACGAAGGGAGGGAAGUGAGAUGGGAAAGAUGGAGAUAUGGGUUGAGGAGCGGGGAGUGAUUUAG
Aspergillus sclerotioniger CBS 115572 is the source of this 1545-nucleotide messenger RNA. Its product is annotated as putative PB1 domain protein. The coding region runs from base 1 to 1545 and encodes 514 amino acids. The record is from RefSeq and is a predicted model, not a curated record. The transcript is spliced from 5 exons. Gene Ontology annotation, molecular function: protein binding. NCBI's taxonomy places the organism in Eukaryota, Fungi, Ascomycota, Eurotiomycetes, Eurotiales, Aspergillaceae.